Zophobas morio is the source of this 1040-nucleotide messenger RNA. RefSeq names its product molybdopterin synthase catalytic subunit (gene Mocs2B). Lineage: Eukaryota; Metazoa; Arthropoda; Insecta; Coleoptera; Tenebrionidae. Gene Ontology annotation, molecular function: molybdopterin synthase activity. Gene Ontology annotation, cellular component: cytosol. Bases 1 to 1020 code for a protein of 339 amino acids. The transcript has 5 exons. Gene Ontology annotation, biological process: Mo-molybdopterin cofactor biosynthetic process. The record is from RefSeq and is a predicted model, not a curated record.
AUGAAUCAUUUAAACUUCACAUCUGAAAAGUUGAGUGUGGAAGAUUUAACAGAACUUGCGACUUCACCAAAAUGUGGGGCUGUUUCAGUCUUUCUAGGCACUACUAGGGACAAUUUUGAAAACAAAACUGUGGUCAAAUUGGAAUAUGAAGCUUAUGAGUCAAUGGCGCUGAAGUCUCUGGAAAAAAUAUGUGAAGAAAUACGUACCAAGUGGACACAAGUCGAAAACAUUGUCAUUUAUCAUAGACUGGGUGUUGUUCCUGUAAAAGAAGCAAGUAUAGUUAUUGCAAUAUCGUCACCACAUAGAGCCGACGCCAUACAGGCCACUGAGUGGUGUAUUAACACUGUCAAAGAAAAAGUUCCUAUUUGGAAAAAAGAAAUUUAUUCUGAUAGUCAACCUGAAUGGAAAGAAAACAAAGAAUCCUAUUAUCCACCAAAGUUGAAAAAAUUCAAACUAGACUUUGACCAAAAAGUGGAAGUUCCGACUGUGUCACCUCACUUGGUACAGAUAAAGGCAUCAAACACGGAUCUAACCAAAAGAAUUGAAAACUUUAUGGAAAGGAAAAGAAAUGACAUCAAUGUAAAUAAUGUAAGGGAAUUUUGUACUUCUGAGAGAAAUUCAGAAUUUACGUGUGCAAGAGUGGACGCAGUUUUGCAAAAACGAAAGGACUCAAAGGGACACUUGCAAGUUAGUCGUGUACUAAAUACAUAUCAUCGAGACCAAAUGAACGCCGAUUACUUAAUGAAAUAUAUUCCACCAAAUGGUAUUGAAGAAAGACUCCAAAAUUUAGAAGUGCAACUAAGUUUAAAUACAGCUGUCCCAAAAAAUGUUUACACUCGUUUAAAACGACUGGAGGAUCGCCUGUUGCAUCUGGAAUCCAUUUCACCUGAAUAUAUCAAUUUUUGGGACAAAACACACUUGGCUAAUAAAUUUGUUAAGAAGAAAAUUUUUACAGUGCAGGAGAUUGAUUCUCUGAUUUCAGAUUUGGAAAAAAAGAGUUCUGAAGAUAAAAAGACUUGAUCUUACGUAACUAACGUUUU